CUAAAGAACAGUUAGUUUCCUAUUUAUUUAUUGGUUGCAGGGAAAAAAGAGCCAAAUGCAGAUCUAAUUCUGUGUUGUAACUGAUACAGGCUUUGUCUAAAAUGGCCCAUGGACCGAUUUUACUGGUCAUACUGGUUUCUUAUUUUAGAUAAGAUAUUUGGAAGAAAACUUCUUCAAAAGCAUGUUCUUGUCUGUUCAGUUUCCUUUUCUCAUGCGUUUCAUGCAUUUCAGCUUGGAUUAUAUAGCCUAAGACAUUUGGGUUAUAUUUUACCCUUUAGGUCUACUCAUCAUUCCUGUGUGAGAUCAUUGUAGCUGAACUGACUUUAUUCUCCUGCUGUUGUGCCUCUUCCUAGGCUAUGGCUACUAAUGGGCUUUGUCCUCUUUGUUUUGCUGAACAGAAGAUCUUGUUGCAGUAAAUUCGUGGAUUUAGUUACGUUGCUAUUUGUGGACUUAAUCUCCGCUUUCCUGCUUUGAUGAUGUGACUGGAUUUCACAAGUAUUUUGAUGCUGUGAUGGAUAAACUGAGGAUGUAAUCUCCAGUCCUCAGGCAAGGGGGAUAUUUACGGUCCAUGUUUGCACUAAGUGUUUAUCUGCACAAGGGACACUGCAGGAAACAAAAGUUGUGGACCAAAGGUGUGGCUCUCAGGACCAUAGUCCUCUGUGGAUAAAUUGCUUUAAAAAUGGUGACCCAAAAUGAGAUUUAACAAAGUGCUUGGGUCAAGUCUGAAACACAUAGCAGUUUUUAGCACCACAUCAUGUGGUUCCCAUCUCUAAGAUUUCCUGGUUUCCUGGAAUUGCUGGCAGGCUGUGCCUUGCCAGAGUAGGGGGGCACUGGGGCUGUUCCCUCCAGACUGUCGACUUCUCCCUCUUGGCUGGGCCACUGGAACGUGUGUGCGUGUGCGUGUGCGUGAUGGAUGUAAUUUGGCUCGUUAGAGAGAGAGAGAACAGUGGAACAGUAUAAGUGUUGCUGUUGAUUUAAAAAAAACAUUUCAGAUUUUGGCUAAAAGAUAAAAAAGUUACAGGUAAUGCAAUAGUGCUUUUAACAAAUAAUUAUGCUUUAUUCUGAAAGUUAUACCUGACUAAGAUAAAACUCUUUUGAGCUCUCCUAAAUCAGUAGAUUAAAAAUUAGUACAAAACAAAAAGCAGCAGUUACAUACUAAGAUAGUUCUUGGUUUUCUAGAAAAAAAAUCAUUGAGAUUUCCUUUCCAACAAUACUUCUGAAGCACAGAUAAAAUGGCUUCCUGUCCCAUGGUUUCCUGUAUCCAUGACAACCUGACUUUAAGCAUUUCUUUCUUAGUUUCCUGAGCAAACUGUUGCAAGUCCUGGGUCAAAAUGUGAGUGAUACAGUAUGCAGCAAUACUGCCUUUACGAAGGUUUCACAGAUGAGUAUAGUCAAUCAGCUUAUACUACAAUGAACUACAAACAGCAAAAUAAUGGAAAUAAUGAAUUUCAGAUUUGGGCGAAGUCAGAGAUGAGUAAGAAGGCCAAUGACAGGGAUAUGUGUGUUCUGCAAAGUUCUCCACCCUACCCAGGAGCAUUCCUGUAUAUACUUAACUGGGUUUUUUUGUUGCUGCUUCAGAAGGAGGCUUUUGGCUGUCCAUCUGCUUGUCAGCUCUGCACAGGGAGACAAGUUAGCUGUUGUAAUGCAGGGCUUUCGAGCAUCCCUUGGAACUUACCAAAAACGACAAUUCUUGCGUACCUCAGUGGAAAUAAUAUAUCACAUGUGACUCCAAAUGAACUAAGAGGGCUUCAGAAGCUUGCUGCACUCCACAUGGAUAACUCCAGUAUUCUGUAUGUACACCCAAAAGCUUUUGUGGAGCUCCCCAAACUGUGCUACUUGCAUCUCAAUAACAAUAAUAUUAAACGCCUGGAUCCAGGAAUCUUUGAAGGCCUUUCCAAUCUUCAUUGUUUAUACCUUCAGAAUAAUCAAAUAGCUUUUCUUCCCAGAGGAUUAUUUAGUGAUCUUUUUUCUGUUAGGUAUUUAUCGCUUCAAAGAAAUCGUCUCAGUGUCCUUGGAAGUGGGACUUUCUUGGGUAUGAUGAGUCUCCAAACACUAAACCUAGCCAAUAAUAAGAUUUCAUGGAUAUCAGAUUCAGCAUUUCAUCAUCUUGAAAACCUUGCAUAUUUGUUUCUUGAAGGUAACAGCUUAAAACUUGUACCAUCAAAUGCUAUUGGAAAGCUCAAAAAUCUUGAAAGACUUUCAUUGUCUCACAAUCCUAUUGGAUCGAUACAGUCUUUUGCAUUUAAAGGACUUAAUAAGCUUAGAUAUCUGUCUUUGAAAAAUGUCAGGCUAAAAUGUAUUGCUGUAAAUGGAUUUUUUGGAUUAAACAACCUCAACCAGUUAAUCUUAAGUUAUAAUGAUUUGGAAAAUAUAAAUUCCAGCACUUUUACUGUAUUAAACAAUUUAAUGUAUCUGCAGCUAGACAGAAAUAAAAUAGCCAGUAUUGGUGAUGGUACCUUUGAAAAAAUGGGACAGUCACUUAAAAUGCUCAGUUUAGCAUUUAAUAAUAUUACAGAGUUACAACCUGAAGUGCUCAAGCCUUUAGUAUCUCUGACUCACCUUCAGGUAAAUUCUAAUCCUUGGAACUGCAGCUGCAAAAUGCUUCGGUUACUUAAUUGGCUGGCAUUGUCUCCCAUUUCUGUAAGAAUUCAUUGUCAGAAUCCGCAGAGUAUGCGUGGUAGACCUUUGCAUUACAUUAAGGGGACUCAGUUUUCAAACUGCGUUAGCCCUACUGCCAGCCCAGAGACUGCUUGGAGUCUGGGAUCUAUGGGUGUCCAUCGCAGCGCUACCAUGUUGCUGAUGGCGUGGCAAAAAGGAAAGAGUCAGAAACUUGAGCAGUUUGUCAAUGCAGAAACAAAAUAUGUUGCUUUCUGGGAAGGAACUACAGCUACAUUAGCUACCCCUUUGCCCUAUGAAGGAAAUGCUGUUGAAAUUCCAUCACAGGCAACUACAGUAUUAUCAACUUUACCAGUGCAAAUACCAACACAGAUUAUAUCUACUAACAGAACUGUAGAAGAACAAGAUUUAUUUCCAAAAGAUGUUGCUCCUGUGUCAUUAAAAACAUCCCUGAUUUGUACACAAAAGGUUGAAAAGCUGAGUCAGGCUUUUGACAUUUUAUUAGCCUUUUUCAUUCUGGCUUGUGCUGUAAUCCUGUUCUUAACCUGUAAAAUUAUUCAGUUUAAGCAGAAACUAAAGGUGCUGGAAAAUUCAGGGGAAAAGAGAAUAGAAUAUUAUGGCUUUUAUCAGCCUGGCAGAUAUAACAUAACUGACCCAGUGCAGUCUCUAACUCAGAAAUCAGUGGUACAUUCAGAACUGGACCAAAUUAGGCUGCUCAAACGAACAGCAUCAGAAAGUCAGGCACAGGUAAUACUGUUUGAACAUUCAUCAUUGUAAUUUAUCUCAAUUUAUUUGGUGUUAACUUUACUGUGAUAUGAAAGGUCAAGAAAUCAAGAACUCAAUUUUCUAAAAAUACCUUCACUGAUUAAAAGCAACUGCCUGAUAUGAUUGUGGAAAAUGGCACAAUUUGAGUUCUGCAUUUUUUUUUUGCUUCCUGAAUGUUUUGAAGUUUAUUAUUUUAUUAUGUGUCAUUUAAAUCUGACACAGAUAAGUUUAUUAUCCUCUGUCCCUGUUUUUAGGAAUCUUUCACCUAAAGGUGAAGUAUACAUGCAGUAUAAAGUACAUUUUUAUUUAAUUUGCAAUACUUAGUAUGUUCCUACAGAAAUUCCAUAGCUAACUUGAAGCUUGAAGCAAGCAAAACAUCAGUUCUUAGUAGGAUCACAAAGCUAAAGAGUCUUGGGGAAUGAGAAAAUAAAUAGUGCUUUAUGUAUUUAAUGCAGUUUUUACCCUGCCUCCUAUUAAUAAGCACAGUGGGAAAAAAAGUGAGCAUAUUUACUGCUGGAAUGUUCCAACUCUCGAGGAAGAGAAUAAUUUAAAACUAGACAAAUUUUAUUAAUACCUAUAACAUAUUUUAACAUACAAAGUUGUGUAUUCAGUCUGUGUAAUAAAUAUAUUAAAGUGACUUUUUUGUUAGUGUGUAUCUGUAUUAUUUUAUUAAAUACCCCAAACUGGAGUUAAGGGAACCCAAGUUUCUGUUGAAUUGAAAAAUUGAACAAGUUUAUUAUGUCUAAGGUAAUAGAACUGGUUAAUUACUUUCAAUAAAAGAUACUUUGUCAUCUAUGUAGUAAUAGUUUGAGGGACUUUUUGGCUAGAUAAGAGGUACAAAUUGAAGAAAUACACUACACUGUAAAUACAUGAUGCUAAAUUAAUUGCUAACUUAUUUACAUUUUUGGAAGUGUCAGGUCAAAAUACAUGUUCCUAGU
Chiroxiphia lanceolata (lance-tailed manakin) is the source of this 4319-nucleotide messenger RNA. It is a transcript of the gene LRRC70, whose product is annotated as leucine rich repeat containing 70. Gene Ontology annotation, molecular function: protein binding. The transcript has 2 exons. The record is from RefSeq and is a predicted model, not a curated record. The coding region runs from base 1348 to 3393 and encodes 681 amino acids. Lineage: Eukaryota; Metazoa; Chordata; Aves; Passeriformes; Pipridae.